AUGUCUUCCGACAAUGACUUUGAUUCAUUCUCCUCCUCCUCCUCCUUGUCCUCCUCUUCUGAUGAUGGUGGGGUGAAAUCAAUAUACCGAGGUGCUGCUAUUGCAGCAAUUAUAUAUGAGAGGCAGAGACAGAAAAAAGACCUUGUCCGGAUGAAGUUGGGUCUAUCUUCUCUCCAAAAGGUCACAGCCGCACUCAGGAUGUUGGCAUAUGGAAUGGCAGCUGAUCAAUGUGACGAGUACCUCAAAAUAGGAGAGAGCACUAGGGUUUCCAGGCAUGGUUGGAAGUUUGGAUUGCAUGUACUGGAAGUGGAAAAACUGGUUGGAAGUUUGGAUUGCAUGUACUGGAAGUGGAAAAACUGCCCAACUGGAUGGCACGACAGUCAUAUGAAUGGAAAAAUUGGAGCCCCCACACUCAUCUUAGAGGCUGUUGCGACACACAACCUUUGGAUAUGGCAUUGUUUCUUUGGGAUGGCAGGUGAAGCUCCAACAUGUAAUUUUGUUAUAAAUGGGCAUCCAUACACAAUGGGUUACUACCUCUUUGAUGGCAUAUAUCCAAAGUGGGCAACACUAAUUCAGACAAUCAAGCAUCCAGUCAAUGCAAAACAGAAGCUUUUUGCUGAAGCACAAGAGGCGGUAAAAAAGGAUGUAGAGCGGGCAUUUGGGGUUUUGCAAGCUUGA
Rhododendron vialii is the source of this 678-nucleotide messenger RNA. RefSeq lists its product as uncharacterized. The transcript has 4 exons. NCBI's taxonomy places the organism in Eukaryota, Viridiplantae, Streptophyta, Magnoliopsida, Ericales, Ericaceae. The record is from RefSeq and is a predicted model, not a curated record. Bases 1 to 678 code for a protein of 225 amino acids.